Messenger RNA from Thalassophryne amazonica, 4872 nucleotides. It is a transcript of the gene brinp2, whose product is annotated as bone morphogenetic protein/retinoic acid inducible neural-specific 2. Lineage: Eukaryota; Metazoa; Chordata; Actinopteri; Batrachoidiformes; Batrachoididae. The transcript has 9 exons. The record is from RefSeq and is a predicted model, not a curated record. Gene Ontology annotation, biological process: positive regulation of neuron differentiation; negative regulation of mitotic cell cycle. Bases 820 to 3246 code for a protein of 808 amino acids.
ACGGGAGGAUGGACACAGCGUGGAGGGGUGAGGGAGAGAGAGAGAGAGAGAAAGAGGAGAGAACGUUGGCGAAAAGAUACGCUUUCCUGAGCUGCUUGGAGAAGCGACACCAGGCUUGACACGGAGUGAUGACCGUGGCGCAGAGAGGCGCAGCAGAAGGGAAUAAAAAGAAGCACUAAAAGCGCGCAGAGGGGAGGGCGCUCAGCUUGGAUACCUGCGCGCGUCCGCUCCGGCCGCAGGUGCACCAAAUCCCUCUGACUGAAGACUUUUUUUCCUCCUCCUUCCGGAGAGGCAAGUGACAAAACAUUUUUUUUGGUAGGAUUACUGUGCUUUUGUCGCCUGGUCUUUUCUGAUCUCCGCUAAGGCAAACUUUGCCACAAACCAACUUCAUAUUUGCUUUUUCCACCCGGAGCUUUUCGGACUGUUCCAAAAAAAAAAAAAAAAAAAAAAAGGCGAAUCUGGAGAGCAGCGCAUCAGCCGGCGUCUCAAGUCAGCAAGAAGAAUUUCUUGAAACUCUGAACUUGUGUCUUGUGAUGUGUGUUUCGAGGAGGACAAUGUCUGGAUUAUUACAGCCGCAGCCCCGGAGGAACGGCGGAGAGUGAGGAGAGGAAAAAGACGCAAAGAGAAGAACCCGCGGCAGCUUUGCACUGCCGUCCUCCAGUUCGCCCGCGCUCUCCCACCCUUUUCGUCUCUGCUGGAUACACGCACGCGCAUCGAGAGACGGACCGGGAGGGCCAGCGUUCGCACCCUGGGUCGGCGGGAGGUGACUGUCAGAAGAAAUGCCGGUCCCAGGUGCCUUAGUACAUCACCACCGGCACCAUGGCGACUGCUUGGCCAGUGAGAAGAGAGAGGUGCUCCCAUGGCUCCACCUUCUUUGUUAGAUGGUCCUCCUUAAUGCUCCUAUGUUUGUUGUGGGUAUUGCUGUGGCUGCCUUGGCCAACCCAAGCUGAACAAGUGGGUAGUGGGUUACAUGGUGGAAAGGCACUCCACAGUUCCUUGUCCACUUCUUCAUCAUCAUCUCCAUCAGCCUCUUCAUCCUGGGGGUUCAGCACAAGGCAGACCGGAGGACAGCUGGAUUGGUUGCUCUCAGAGAAGGGACCAUUUCAUCGAUGUCCAGAGUACACAGAGUUCAGAGAGCGGUUCCAGCAGGGGUUUUCUACCAGAUACAAGAUCUACAGAGAGUUCAGCCACUGGAAGGUGAACAGCCUUGCUACAGAAAAGAGAGAUUUCCUGAAAUCAUCGUUGCCCUUAGCGCCAGAGUUCCUACGCAACCUGCGGUUACUUGGGCGCCGGCCGACCCUGCAGCAAAUCAACGAGAACCUCAUCAAAAAGUACGGGACCCACUUCCUCAUUUCUGCUACUCUUGGAGGUGAGGAAUCUUUGACCAUUUUCCUGGACAAGCAGAAGCUGAAUAAGAAGACAGACGGCAACACCAACAGCUCUGUGGUGUCACUGGAGCUGCUCCAUCAACUCGCAGCUUCCUACUUCACAGAUCGUGAAAGCACCUUAAGGAGACUGCACCACCUCCAGAUAGCCACCUCUGCUAUCAAGGUAACAGAAACAAGGACAGGCCCUCUUGGCUGCAGUAACUACGACAGCUUGGAUUCCGUUAGCUCGGUGUUGGUGCAUAGCCCAGAAAAUAAGAUCCACCUAAAAGGCUUGCAGGAUGUCCUUCCUGAGUUCCUGCGUGGGCGUUUUGUGGAGGCAGCCCUCAGCUACGUGGCCUGUAACUCAGAGGGCGAGCUGCUGUGCCGUAACAACGACUGCUGGUGCCGAUGCUCGCCUCGCUUCCCAGAAUGCAACUGUCCCUUUGCUGACAUCAAGGUCAUGGAAGAUAACCUGGAGAAAAGCAAAGAGGCUUGGCAGAACUUCAACAAAGAAUUCAUGGAGUCAGAUGAAUUCAAAGCCUUUCUCAAGCGUUUGCCCACAGACCGCUUCUUGAAUGUGACCAUGAUCUCCAAGUUGUGGUCAGCUGACUUGUCUCUCCAGAAGCGCUACACUCAGAUGGAGACCAGCACUGCCCUGAUUCUGAGAAAAGCUCACAAGUUCGUCAGGAAGCUUUUUACUCUGAGCAAACGCUGCCCAAGACAACCACGCAUUGGUCUGCCCCGAGAGAGGCCUGCUGGGUAUUGGUUGAGCAAAGCGCAGUCUCUGCUCUACUGCAAUGAGCAUGGAGUUCCGGGCUCCUUCUCUGAGGAGGUGAGGAGCUGCAGCUGCCCUGUGGAGCAGCCCACCUGCCAGGGAGUCAUUCCCUGCAUUGUGGGAACCUCGUCAACCUCCUGCUCCUCCUGUGCAACUGAUAAUGCAACCCGAUGCGGAGCCUGUCACCAUGGCAAUGUCCUCUAUCUUGGUUCAUGCCGGCCAAGCAUCGCUGCAUCGCUGGACCACUACCUGAACUUUGACCUGGACAUGCCUGAUGCUGAGGUCAAGUACUUGCUCCAGCGUCUGGACAGCAGGAUAGAAGUCCAUGCAAUUUACAUUAGCAACGAUGUCCGUCUGGGGAGUUGGUUCAAUCCUGCCUGGAGGAAAAGAAUGUUACUGACGCUGAAAAGUAACAAAAAUAAGUCCAAUCUCAUCCACAUGCUGAUGGGCAUUUCCUUCCAGAUUUGUUCAACAAAGAAUUCCACCCUGGAGCCUGUGCCUGCAGUUUAUGUGAAUCCUUUUGGAGGGAGUCACUCAGAGAGUUGGUUCAUGCCAGUCAACCAGCCUGACUUCCCAGACUGGGAGAGAACUCGACUCGAUGCUGUUGUCAUGGCGCAGUGUUACAACUGGACGCUUUCACUGGGAAGCAAGUGGAAGUCCUUCUUUGAAACAGUGCACAUCUACCUGAGAAGCCGCAUUGUGACAGAUGACCCAACGGUGAAUGAAACACUGUUUUAUGAGCCAUUAGAUCUGGAUGACCAGACGUCCAACCUGGGGUACAUGAAGAUCAACACACUGAAAGUGUUUGGAUACAGCAUGCACUUUGACCCUGAGGGAAUCAAAGACUUAAUUCUGCAACUGGACUACCCCUACACCCAGGGCACCCAGGAUGCUGCCUUCCAGAUGCUUUUGGAGAUGAGGGACCGGGUUAACCGGCUGUCACCACCAGCCCCACAGCCAUUGGACCUGUUUUCCUGUCUGCUGCGCCAUCGGCUCAAGUUGUCAGCUGGUGAAGUGGCACGUAUCAAGGAUUCUCUGCAGAUGUUCAACUCCAAGCUUCCUAAUGCCACUCCUGAACUUGAGCUUGCUCAGUUGUGCAGCUAGCUAACUCAGCUCAGAAGUCACAUUCAGGCAUGAAUGCUUGAACAAAUGGGACAAAGUCAGACUGAGCUCAGAAAGUCCUAGUAAGUUGACGUUUUGGACCCUAAUCAUCUGGAUUUAAUGAACAUCCAACUCUGAUCUUACUGUUGGGAUUUUCUAAUGGUUCCUCUCAAGAGGUUUCACAGUAUGUGCACUGCGUCAAGUUUGUACAAAGCUUUUCUCUUAGCAGCACAGUCACGUUGGGGACGUUCAGGAGAACAAGACCUGCAAAUGUCUGCUGUCCAAGCUUGGAGAGUUAUUUUCCUGUUACUGCCCUGCUUUUUACAGAAAGUGUGUACAAACAGUAUGAUUUGACUGAGCAAAGAGGAUCUGGAAACUCAUGAAGCCAACAUCAUCAAGUAUACCUAAGAUGAAUGCCUUGCAAAUAUAGAGGUGGUUGUAAUACAUGAAGAGGAACUCUUGAGAUGAUUUUAGAAGUGUGUUAUUGGAUGAGGAUAUCCACUUUGCAGACCUUAUUUUGUUUGUGGACGAUCUCUGAGAGAGAGAGAGAAAUGGGAUAUUAUUAUAUAUACGUGGUGAAUGAAUUAUGUUAUGCUUAACAGUUUAAAAUUUGAUAAUCCUGAUACCUGUUUCCGCCUUUAAAUAUCUCUUUUGAAUCCCUGCCUUCUAUUUUAUCCGGCAUUUGAAAACUUGUACGAUUAAGUAUUUAUGCUUAACAUGGAGUGCAAAGCCUGUUAGUGAUAUUCUGUCCUUGGUGGUGUGACAAUACCAAAAGAAGGAGAGCACAUCGAACUGAAUGGCAAAAUAUCUUAAAUGUUGACAUAUUUUUGAGUUAAAUCUUAAAAAAUCUGAUGUGGUAACAAAAACGUGUGCGGAUAUGGCGCUUGUAAAUAAUGCUCCAUCUAACCCAAGGUGUCAAUAAGUGCACAUUGCUUUUUAGAUAACCAAGUGCAAAGACCAAAAAAAAAAAAAAAAGUUUUUAUCAAACUCAUGCCUUAUAUGGAGAGUCAGUGUUCAGAUAAGAAGCACAUUAUGUUUCUGUGUUUGUUUUUUCACAGCGAAGGCUGUAUUGGUUUUUAUAUUUCAAUCUUUCUACCAAGACAAGGCCGCAAACACAUUCUCAAGAACAUGUGGUAAUGUAGCUUUUAUGUGUAAAUGCCAAUCACAAUUUCUGCAGAUCUUUGUUUGGACUUGGUGUUGUGAAAUGUUUAAGUCACUAUUCAUAGUGCACACCAGUACUUUCACAUUGUAAAUGUUCUGCAAAACCCUUUUAAUGCCAAUUUGACCACUUUCUUGAAGUCAACAAAACGUGAUUAAUUUGCUUGUGGUUUUCAUAUGGUUUGGCUUUGUCUCAGGGCAAUGAAACAGGUUCUUAUUUGUUUAUUUUAAUUUUGUUUGUUUUUACAUGUGGCCCAAGGUCAGCCGUCAGUUCCCAUGGCGACUGGAGCUAUACAAGGUUUCUGCAGGGCAGUGAUGAUAAUGAAGAAUGCUGCAAAAUCACCAGGAUGAUACUUGUUAUGAUUUUACAUUUACGUCACUAAAUUCACAGGGAAAGUCAAUAACCUUAUAUGUCAGUUUUGGCAGUUCUUUCUGUGCUCAGCUUGCUUAAGUAAAAAAGUGAUUUAUCAA